UCUUUUUCCUGUUUUCUCAAGUCUCUUCAUUAUUUAAACCAAAGCUAGGUGACGCCCGGUGCACGGGGAGAGAAUUGAGAGAAAAUGGCUUUGUUUUCAGUUAAGUUGAAUUUUGUUGUUCAUCUUAUGCUUCUCGUCUCUUUCACCAAACAAGCCUUAGGUGUGUCAGUGAGCAGCAAGGUAUUGGCCGAACAAGAAGCAGACAGAGUGUAUGAAUUACCUGGUCAGCCUAAGGUCAAGUUCAAACAAUAUGCUGGUUACAUCACUGUUAAUCAAACUCAUGGCAGAGCACUCUUCUAUUGGUUCUUUGAAGCCACACACAAAUCGCAACAACAACCUCUUCUCCUUUGGCUCAAUGGAGGCCCUGGCUGUUCUUCAAUUGGUUAUGGAGAAGCAGAGGAGCUAGGACCCUUCUUUCCCCAGAACAGCAGCCAACCAAAGCUAAAGUUGAACCCUUAUUCUUGGAAUAAAGCUGCCAAUCUUUUGUUUUUGGAAUCCCCUGUGGGAGUGGGAUUCUCCUACACCAACACCAGCAGUGAUAUCAGUGAGCUUGGUGACACCAUUACUGCUAAAGAUUCACACACCUUUCUCAUCAACUGGUUUAGGAGAUUUCCGCAAUUUAGAUCACACAAGUUCUACAUUGCAGGUGAAAGCUAUGCAGGACACUACGUUCCGCAACUUUCUGAGCUCAUUUUCGAUAAUAAUCGCAAUCCUGCCGAGAAAGACUACAUUAACUUCAAAGGAUUCAUGAUUGGAAAUGCAGCAUUGGACGAUGAAACAGAUUCAAAGGGUAUGGUAGAUUAUGCAUGGGAUCAUGCUGUCAUAUCAGAUGGAUUAUACCAUAACAUUACUACCAAAUGCAAUUUUAGUCUUCCAAAUCAAACAGAUGAAUGCUCAGUGGAACUCAACAAGUACUUCGCUGUGUAUAGGAUUAUUGACAUGUAUAGCUUGUACGCUCCCAAGUGUUUCAGCAACAACAGCAAUACCAGAAAGGAAACCACUGUUGUCAGAAGCACAACCCCUCAAACUUUUUCCAAAAUUGAUGGGUGGCAUAGAAAACCAGCUGGUGGAUAUGAUCCUUGUGCAUCCGAUUAUACUGAAGUGUACCUAAACAGGCCAGAAGUUCAAAAGGCAUUACAUGCCAAUGUCACAAAAAUUCCCUAUCCAUGGACUCAUUGCAGCGAUAAUAUUACAUUUUGGAGUGACGCACCACAUUCCAUGCUUCCUGUCAUAAAGAAGCUUAUUGCUGGUGGUCUUCGCAUUUGGGUUUACAGUGGAGAUACCGAUGGAAGAAUUCCCGUAACUUCAACAAGAUACACUCUUAGAAAGUUGGGACUUGGGAUUGUUGAAGAUUGGACUCCAUGGUAUACCAGCAACCAGGUGGGAGGAUGGACCAUUGUUUACGACGGGCUUACCUUUGUUACCAUCAGGGGUGCUGGUCAUCAAGUUCCUACUUUCGCACCCAAACAAGCUCUGCAGUUAGUUCGACACUUCCUAGAAAAUAAGAAAUUACCAUCUCAACCAAUUUAAUAAAUUCUCUUUUAAGCUAUGUUUUGAUUGAUGGAAAAAUAGAAUGCAAUUUUAUUAUUUGUAUAAUUUGUAAUAGAAUGAAACAAAUAUUCCUAUUUUACAUUUGAAAAUUUUAACGACUAUUAUAAAGUGCAAGAGUUCUGAUUUUGAUUUUAUAA
Cajanus cajan (pigeon pea) is the source of this 1688-nucleotide messenger RNA. RefSeq names its product serine carboxypeptidase-like 34. Gene Ontology annotation, biological process: proteolysis. Gene Ontology annotation, molecular function: serine-type carboxypeptidase activity. Lineage: Eukaryota; Viridiplantae; Streptophyta; Magnoliopsida; Fabales; Fabaceae. Gene Ontology annotation, cellular component: vacuole. The record is from RefSeq and is a predicted model, not a curated record.